This is a messenger RNA of Exserohilum turcica Et28A, 681 nucleotides long. RefSeq lists its product as uncharacterized. The transcript has 3 exons. The record is from RefSeq and is a predicted model, not a curated record. Gene Ontology annotation, cellular component: mitochondrial small ribosomal subunit. Bases 1 to 303 code for a protein of 100 amino acids. NCBI's taxonomy places the organism in Eukaryota, Fungi, Ascomycota, Dothideomycetes, Pleosporales, Pleosporaceae. Gene Ontology annotation, molecular function: structural constituent of ribosome. Gene Ontology annotation, biological process: mitochondrial translation.
AUGGUGCCAAAACCAAAAAGCAGCGCCGUCCAGUCGGCCACGCACCGCCCGCUUCCUCCCCUCCCCAAGCUCCGCGUGCGACAACCGAACAAGCCAGAGACGAACCCAUGUCUGGGAGCCAUGUCGUCCGUUCUGGGAUGCUGGGCAUCGUCUGGAUACAGCGUGCAAGGCUGCGCACAGCUUGAGCAGAAAUUGCGCCAGUGCAUGGAUGCGCCACGAGACCCCAACCAGAAGAAGAACAACAUCAACUUCCACCUCUCGAGAAUGUACCCCAAGAUUGUCGGCCCUCACAAGCGCAAAUAGCGACUCGUCUGAUUUCUGUACGCGUAUACCCAUGAACAGCAUCUGGAGAAGUUACUCUGCUUAUUGGUACAACGGCUCUACCGUGGCGUAUCGAUGGCUGUAUAUAGUCAUGCUGAAGAGUGGGACCGCCGGCGACAUGUUGAACUGGGCCAAUCUCUACGUGGAACCGUCAGCCCGUACGCCUUGAGCGAGCCGUGAAGUAUGCGAGUGCGAGUGCGAGCGAGAUGCAGAAUGCGACGUGUAGCCACAGUCAGGCCAUCCACGCGGCUGAUUGUAGAGAAGUUUGGGCCAUGGCCGCCGCCGAAUCGCGUGGGUGCCCGUCGCUUAAUCUCCCGUGGCUGAAUGCACAUUUUAGGUCGAAGUUUAUGCGCCAUUGCC